Molecule: messenger RNA, 2445 nt
Organism: Brenthis ino (lesser marbled fritillary)
Lineage: Eukaryota; Metazoa; Arthropoda; Insecta; Lepidoptera; Nymphalidae
Source: the annotation of a GenBank genome assembly
AUGGAUCCUCCGAGUGCUGGCACAAGUUCACCUGGCUUAAUAGGCUCUGCGCCGCCGCUUUUGCCACCACCAAUGUUGAGUGCAAUGCCGCCCCCAAUGCCACCGGCGGUCGCGAUGCCACCAGUUCCAGGGAUGCCGCCCAAUAUGGGACCUAUGCCACCUCCUAUGGGUUUUCCACCCAUGAUGGCACCCUUCUCUAUGCCGCCUCCAGGAUUUCCACCAUUUAAACCGGAACUAAGUGCACCAGCACCUGAAAUAUCACCUAUGGCUAAUCAAAAUUGCCCUUGGUCUGAGCAUAAAGCCCCAGAUGGCCGUAUAUACUAUUACAACUCUAUUACAAAGCAGAGCCUUUGGGAAAAACCUGAUGAUUUAAAAUCUCCUGCUGAAAAAUUAUUAUCAUCAUGUGUAUGGAAAGAAUAUACUACAGAUGCUGGACGAGUCUACUACCAUAAUAUUGAAACAAAAGAAUCAAGCUGGGUCAUUCCUAAAGAACUUCAAGAUAUUAAAGAAAAAAUAACUGCAGAGGAAGCUGCUCAGGCAGCACUUAGUGCAGAUGUUCCUCCAGGAGAAGUUCCACUUCCAUCAUCACCUGCAGUACCUACUUCUGGAAGUUCAGCCCUUGACGAAGCUAUGGCAAAAACUUUAGCAGCUAUUGAUCCAUCCCUAGCCAAUGCUAUACCUAUUCCUGAAGAAAUCAACCCUGAAGAAAUAGCAGCACCUCCACAACCAAAUGGCACUGAAGCAAAUGAGCCAGAACUACUGCAGUACAAGGACAAAAAAGAAGCUAUUGAAGCUUUCAAAGAGCUCUUGAAAGACAGGAAUGUGCCCUCAAAUGCGACAUGGGAACAAUGUGUUAAAAUAAUAUCAAAGGAUCCGAGAUAUAUAACUUUUAAAAAGCUUAGUGAGAAAAAGCAAGCGUUUAACGCGUACAAGACCCAAAAAUUAAAAGAUGAAAGGGAAGAGCAGAGGUUGAAAACGAAAAAGAAUAGAGAGAAUUUGGAAGAAUUCUUAUUGAGCUGUGAACGCGUGACAUCUCUCACCAAAUACUACAAGUGUGAGGAAAUGUUUAAUAAUCUUGAGAUAUGGCGCUGUGUUCCGGACUCCGAUAGGAGAGAUAUCUACGAAGACUGUAUCUUCACUAUCACUAAACGCGAGAAAGAGGAGGCAAAGGCGUUAAAGAAAAGAAAUAUGAAGAUGUUAGCACAAGUUUUAGAGAACAUGAGCGAAAUUACAUACAGCAGUACUUGGAGUGAGGCGCAAGUACUGCUUCUAGAAAACGCUGCGUUCAAAAAUGAUGUCAGCUUAUUGGGAAUGGACAAAGAGGACGCUCUCAUAGUAUUCGAACAGCAUAUCAGGAAUUUAGAGGCUGAAUAUUUACAAGAAAAAGAACAAGUGAAGAAGAGAAACAAACGACAACAGAGGAAGAAUAGGGAUAACUUCUUGGCACUGCUGGACGCACUGCACGAGGAGGGCAAGCUCACGUCCAUGUCGCUGUGGGUGGAGCUGUACCCCGUCGUGUCCGCCGACAUGCGAUUCUCCGCCAUGCUCGGACAAAGCGGAUCUACACCUUUGGAUUUAUUCAAAUUCUAUGUGGAAAAUCUGAAGGCCCGGUUCCACGACGAAAAGAAAGUGAUCAAGGAGAUAUUGAAAGAGAAAGAGUUCGAAGUGAAACCGGAUACAACUUUCGAGGAAUUCGCUACGGUCGUGUGCGAAGACAGCAAGUCUGCGUCGCUGGACGCCGGCAACGUCAAACUAACCUAUAAUUCUUUAUUGGAAAAGGCCGAAGCUAAAAACAAGGAGAAACUAAAGGAGGAAUCGAAAGCGCAGAAGAAGAUCGAGAGCGCGUUCAAGUGGGCGCUAGCGGCCGCCAACGUGGACCCGGCGCUGCCGUGGGCCGACGCGCGCGCGCGCCUCGACCUCGCCGCGCCCGAGCUGGCCGCCGUGCCCGACGACGACGACCGCGCGCGCAUAUACAAGGACUUCCAACACGAGCAAGAGGACAGUUGCCUGCACUACCACCACCCCAAGCCGCGCAAGUCCAAGCGGUCGAAGAAGAAGAAACAGCGGUCGCGGUCGGCGUCGGCGUCGCGCUCGCCCUCGCCCGCCACCUCGCGCGCCUCCGACGACCCCACCUCCGGCUCUGAUGAAGAUAAGAAACAUAAGAAACCCAAGAAAAAACAUCGCAAGCAUUCACCGCCGCCGAAAUCCCCGACUCCGGAGGAGGGUGGUAUAUCAGACGAAGAGCCUGUGAAACACAAAAGCAAAAAGACGAAGCGCAGUGCGCCGAGUUCACCCGACCAGCCCGAGAUUGCUCAUAAACCUAAGAAGAAGAAGGAGAAAAAGGAAAAGAAAGAAAGAUCGGGCGGGUCAGCGGCGUGGAGCGACGCAGAGCUGGAGUCGCGCCGCGCGGCGCUCCUCGCGCAGCUGCACGAGCACGAGGCGGAC